UCAUAACCAACGCAAUCAGAAAAUCCCCCCACCAUCAUCCUCUCCUGCGAGUCGUGUGCGGUUGCAUUGCACGGUCUCAUGCAUUGCGCUGCACACCGCUAGACAGAAGCAAGAUCAGUCCAUCUCCCUCCGUCGACCCCGGUGUGCUUUGGUCGGGCGCCUGGCAGGCAGGCAUGGGGAAGGAGGCGGCGGCGGCGUGGCGGCUCAACGUGAGCGACUUGCAGUUCCGGAUGCCGGAGCGGGUCAAGGACCGGCCGCCCUUCGCCAGCCGCGUCUUCAUGCGUGGCCACGGGAAACAAAGGAAAAUCGCAAAGUACUACGAGAAGCAGGAGAGUCUCCUGAAGGAUUUCAGCGAGAUGGAGAGCAUGAAUGAGCUCGGCUGCUUGGACCAGAACAGUGCUCCUACCGAGGAAGAGCUGCGGCAAUUGGCCAAGGGCGAAAAGCUGGCAAUCAACCUGUCGAACAUCAUCAACCUGGUCCUGUUCGUCGGGAAAGUCGUCGCCUCCGUCGAGACCCGGUCGAUGGCGGUGAUCGCGUCGACGCUGGACUCGCUGCUGGAUCUGCUCUCAGGGUUCAUCCUCUGGUUCACGGCGCACGCCAUGAAGAAGCCCAACAAGUAUAGCUACCCGAUCGGCAAGAGGCGCAUGCAGCCAGUGGGCAUCGUGGUUUUUGCGUCGGUGAUGGGGUGCCUGGGGUUCCAGGUGCUGAUCGAGUCGGGGCGGGAGCUGGUGACGCAGGAGCACACCACGUUCGACACCUGGAAGGAGAUGUGGAUGGUGGGCAGCAUGUCGUCCGUGGCCGUCGUCAAGUUCUUCCUCAUGCUCUACUGCCGGACCUUCAAGAACGAGAUCGUCCGGGCCUACGCGCAGGACCACUUCUUCGACGUCAUCACCAACUCCGUCGGCCUCGUCAGCGCCCUCCUCGCCGUCAAGUUCAAGUGGUGGAUGGACCCCGUCGGAGCCAUACUGAUCGCGCUGUACACGAUCACGACGUGGGCGCGGACGGUGCUGGAGAACGUGGGCACGCUCAUCGGGAGGUCGGCGCCGGCCGAGUACCUGACCAAGCUCACCUACCUCAUCUGGAACCACCACGAGGAGAUCCGGCACAUCGACACGGUGAGGGCAUACACCUUCGGGACGCACUACUUCGUGGAGGUGGACGUGGUGCUCCCCGGCGACAUGCCGCUCAGCCAGGCGCACGACAUCGGGGAGGCGCUGCAGGAGAAGCUGGAGCAGCUGCCCGAGGUGGAGCGCGCCUUCGUCCACGUCGACUUCGAGUUCACGCACCGCCCAGAGCACAAGGCCGACGUCUGAUCUCAUCAUGCUCUUCUCCUCAAAUAUGUAUUGUAUCAUUGUAUGUGAUCUCCCAAGGUGGCCCGGACGAGUAUGGAGAACGUAUGUGUGUGCAUGCCCUGUUUUUUGCCAUGCCUUUCACUUGAAUCUCCCGGUACGGUAAGCAGUUCUGGUAGGCAGUUGUACGACAGCCGUGACCUUAAAGGUCAUGUCGCGUCUUAAUUUAUCAUCACUCCCAAGCCGAGUAUAGGUAUUGCUCAAAAUGUACUCUUUUGUUAUCGGGUAUCUCUCCUUGCAUGCUUUCUCUUCUCUCGACUAAAUAGAAAGACAACAUGUGAUCUCUCUUUGAA
Molecule: messenger RNA, 1642 nt
Organism: Triticum aestivum (bread wheat)
Lineage: Eukaryota; Viridiplantae; Streptophyta; Magnoliopsida; Poales; Poaceae
Product: metal tolerance protein 7
Exons: 5
Coding region: 174-1313 (379 amino acids)
Biological process (GO): monoatomic cation transport; transmembrane transport
Cellular component (GO): membrane
Molecular function (GO): monoatomic cation transmembrane transporter activity
Source: RefSeq, a predicted model, not a curated record